AAUUAUUGCCUCUGGCGCAAUAGGUGGGCUCCUCCUCCUCUUGCUGCUGCUAAUUCCUUGUCUAGUCUGGAGGAAGAGAAACAGCAGAGAGCAGUCUAUUAUGAUAAACCCAAGAGAAACUGCCAUUCACAUGAACACAUAUGGAAACACUGUAGGUGCAGCGAGUGAAGAGGAUUAUGAAGAGGAUUACAUCAACGCAGAAACCUUUGUCAACAAGAGCAAAGAUGAAGACUUGAAAAAAGGAUGCCAUGCAGGAAUGAAUGCUCCAGGAUCCAUGAAUAAGUGUGGAAACAACCAAGGUGAAGGACCAGAGGCAGCUGCCAUGAGCAUCAACAAGUACGGAAACACUGUGGGUGCAGCGAGUGAGGAAGAUGAUGAAGAGGAAUAUGUCAACGCAGAAAUCUUCGUCAAUAAGAGCAAAGAUGAAGACAUGAAAAAAGGAUGCCAUGCAAGCAUGAAUGCUCCAGGAGCCAUGAACAAGUGUGGAAACAACCAAGGUGAAGGACCAGAGGCAGCUGCCAUGAGCAUCAACAAGUACGGAAACACUGUGGGUGCAGCGAGUGAGGAAGAUGAUGAAGAGGAAUAUGUCAACGCAGAAAUCUUCGUCAAUAAGAGCAAAGAUGAAGACAUGAAAAAAGGAUGCCAUGCAAGCAUGAAUGCUCCAGGAGCCAUGAACAAGUGUGGAAACAACCAAGGUGAAGGACCAGAGGCAGCUGCCAUGAGCAUCAACAAGUACGGAAACACUGUGGGUGCAGCGAGUGAGGAAGAUGAUGAAGAGGAAUAUGUCAACGCAGAAAUCUUCGUCAAUAAGAGCAAAGAUGAAGACAUGAAAAAAGGAUGCCAUGCAAGCAUGAAUGCUCCAGGAGCCAUGAACAAGUGUGGAAACAACCAAGGUGAAGGACCAGAGGCAGGUGAGGAAGAUGAGGACAUCUAUGAAAAUCCAGAUACCUUCACAGGGAUGGAUGAUGCUGAAGAUAUGUAUGAUGAAGACAAUUAGUCUUUAGACCUGGAGCAGCUAGCUUCAUGUAAAGCUGGAGGGGAGAAUGAAGAAGAUGACAAGAUAUACGCUAACUAUGAGUGGAGGACUUGUAAUAGGCAUGUUGAUGCAGAGAUAUUGAUGCCAGGAGAGGCUUGAAAUGUUAGCUUGGUGAGUUGAAUUAUAACAUUUUUCAUCAAAAUGCUCAGUUAGUAGAUAAGAGUACAGGCUUUGUUUGAAUAUGAAUUUCAAUGUACUGUACAUUAUUUGGGUGUAUGAUUUCUAGGUGUAUUCUUGCCGGGUAAUUGUAUGAGUUUUCUGACUUGACUAACACAUGUAGCUCUAUUUAUCUUUUUUAUUAUUCAUUAAAUAAAAAUAUACAGUGGGGAGAACA
Molecule: messenger RNA, 1370 nt
Organism: Coregonus clupeaformis (lake whitefish)
Lineage: Eukaryota; Metazoa; Chordata; Actinopteri; Salmoniformes; Salmonidae
Exons: 9
Coding region: 101-997 (298 amino acids)
Source: RefSeq, a predicted model, not a curated record